Trichomycterus rosablanca is the source of this 943-nucleotide messenger RNA. It is a transcript of the gene gtf2f2b, whose product is annotated as general transcription factor IIF, polypeptide 2b. Gene Ontology annotation, biological process: transcription by RNA polymerase II; transcription initiation at RNA polymerase II promoter. The transcript is spliced from 9 exons. Bases 124 to 900 code for a protein of 258 amino acids. Gene Ontology annotation, cellular component: transcription factor TFIIF complex. The record is from RefSeq and is a predicted model, not a curated record. NCBI's taxonomy places the organism in Eukaryota, Metazoa, Chordata, Actinopteri, Siluriformes, Trichomycteridae.
CUCAAACCACACGUGCCCUGUGGACUCCUGUAUAGUCUGUUUAAAACUUAUGUGCACGUUGGUGUUUUGGAUGAAGCCUUAGAUUUAGAUUGUUGAUUUGUAUAAAGCUGGACGGCUGCAACCAUGUCUGAUAAAGGCCGCGACGUCGAUUUAACAAGAGCUAAGCAAAAUACCGGCGUGUGGCUGGUGAAGGUUCCCAAGUACCUUGCACAGCAGUGGGGGAAAGCAUCUGGACGAGGAGAAGUUGGCAAGCUUAAAAUAACUAAACAUCAAGGAAAAACAAUGGUGUCCUUUAAUCUGAACGAAGAGCUGAGUGUGGUUGAAAAUUCAUCAGAAAAGUCGAAGUCAGUACGAGCCCCCAGAGAGCAUCCGUUCACGAUGCAGACGGUGGGGGGCCAGACCCUGGCCGUCUUCUCUGAGAGCUCCUCAGACCAGGUCACACUUGAAGGCAUGGUGGUACAACGUGCUGAAUGCAGACCCGCAGUUAAUGAGAGCUACAUGAAGUUAAAAAAAUUGCAGAUUGAGGAAUCGACCAAACCUCUUCGACUGUCUCAGCAACUAGAAAAAGCAGUUACCAACAAUUACAAACCUGUAUCUAAUCACUCAUAUAAUGUGGAAUUUGAGAAGAAAAAGAAAGAAGAAGGAAAGAGAGCCAGGGCUGAUAAGCAAAAGGUUCUGGAAAUGCUCUUUUCUGCAUUUGAGAAGCACCAGUAUUACAACAUUAAGGACCUGGUGGAGAUCACUAAGCAACCUGUGAUUUACCUGAAGGAAAUUCUGCGUGAGAUCGGAGUUUACAAUUCCAGAGGGCCUCACAAAAGCACCUGGGAGUUAAAACCAGAGUAUCGACAUUACCAAGAAGAGGACAAUGAAGAACGUAGUCAAUUUGUCUUCCGCAGUUGAGAAGGGCUCACGCCUCCGACGAUCCGCUCGCAGCCCUUAAUGG